UGUCCUCGUGGUUUUUGGCCGGGGGGCGGGGGCAUCCGGGAAUCCGGGAAGAAGGGCAUGCGGGUGGCGGGACCAGGAAGGUGUUACCGGCCCCGAACAGGUUUUAUAUGUGAUAUGGGCAAUAAUUUAAUUAAGAAUUAAUGAAGCUUUGAAUCUGCUUUGUCCAUUAAUUAAGAUGAUUAAAUCCAAAAUUCUGAAAAGUCACUCAUCUAUUCCUCAUACUGAUGAGGUAACAAUUGCUUGUGAAGAUGGAUCUUUCCAAAAAGCAGAGCAGAAGACAAGAAUUCUAGGUCUUGAAGAGGCAAAACAAUUAGCCAAAAAUCAGGUCUUAGUAUCUGACUUUAAGCAACAGAAACUUGAGAAAGAAGCACAAAAGAACUGGGAUCUAUUCUACAAAAGGAACAGCACCAAUUUUUUCAAGGACAGACACUGGACAACUAGAGAGUUUGAAGAAUUAAAAGCCUGCCGUAAAUUUGAAGAUCAAAAAUUGACAAUUCUGGAAGCAGGUUGUGGUGUUGGGAACUGUUUGUUUCCACUUCUAGAAGAAGAUUUGAAUAUGUUUGCUUAUGCUUGUGACUUCUCUCCCCGAGCAGUGGAAUAUGUAAAACAAAAUCCUCUAUAUGAUGCCAAAAGAUGCAAAGUAUUCCUGUGUGACCUGACCAAAGAUGAUCUUGUGGAAAAUGUACCAUUAGAGUCAGUGGAUGUGAUUAUGUUAAUAUUUGUACUUUCUGCCAUUCAUCCUGAAAAGAUGCAUUUAGUUUUGAAAAAUAUUUAUAAGGUUUUAAAACCAGGUAAAUAUGUCCUAUUCAGAGAUUAUGGCCUACAUGAUCAUGCAAUGCUGAGGUUUAAAUCUGCUUGCAAAUUGGAAGAAAACUUCUACGUACGACAAGAUGGAACCAGAUCAUACUUUUUUUCUGAUGAGAGGCGUUCUUUCUGGCGCAGCCUUGCGGCGAGGAGCAAAACGGUCAGAUCACCGCGAAGGGCCGGCACAGUCCUCUGCCAGUGGAACCUAGGCUGCUGGAGCAGCUUGGCGGCGGCCCCUCGGCUUCUCAAAGCGCAGAGAUAGGCUCCGUUCCCUCAUCU
Messenger RNA from Thamnophis sirtalis, 1083 nucleotides. NCBI's taxonomy places the organism in Eukaryota, Metazoa, Chordata, Lepidosauria, Squamata, Natricidae. The record is from RefSeq and is a predicted model, not a curated record.